AUGCACAUCGUCUCGAAAUCGCCACUGGUCAUUUACAUCCCAGAUUUCGUUACACCAGCCGAACGAAAACAUCUCCUGGAGCUUGGAAGCGAGACCUUCACCCACUCCGGCGUCAUCGACGCAGCCGGUGGAAAGACAACCCAUCAAGUCCGCACCUCGCAGAGCACAGCUCUAUGGCGAGAUGAUGUCGUUCGCUGUAUCGAGGACCGUGCCAUCGCGUUCCAAGGCUACAGCAUGCCCAAGAGUCACAUUGAACCCCUGCAACUAGUCAAGUAUGGGCAGGGCCAGCGGUAUCACUUUCACACCGACUGGUUCACAGAUCCCAAGCAUACCACGGCAUCUCAGGGCGGGAAUCGGAUAUCGUCUUUCUUUGGAUAUGUCUCUGUUGUCAAUGUGACGGGCGGGGGAACCAACUUCCCCAUGUUAGAUGCCCCUCACGACGAACGGUGGUGCGAAUUCAUCGACUGCGACGAGCCUUGGGAGAAUGGGGUGACGUUCCGUCCGGUGGAAGGCAAUUUUGUGUACUGGGAGAAUCUUUUGUGGGAUGGCACUGGAGACCAGCGAAAUCUGCACGCCGGGCUGCCUGUGACCAGUGGGCAGAAGGUUGGCAUGAACAUUUGGACGCGACAGGCGCCUCUUAGCAAGGAACUCCGAGGAGAAGAAUAA
Messenger RNA from Colletotrichum chrysophilum, 666 nucleotides. RefSeq lists its product as uncharacterized. Gene Ontology annotation, cellular component: endoplasmic reticulum. Bases 1 to 666 code for a protein of 221 amino acids. Gene Ontology annotation, biological process: peptidyl-proline hydroxylation to 4-hydroxy-L-proline. Gene Ontology annotation, molecular function: iron ion binding; procollagen-proline 4-dioxygenase activity; L-ascorbic acid binding. NCBI's taxonomy places the organism in Eukaryota, Fungi, Ascomycota, Sordariomycetes, Glomerellales, Glomerellaceae. The transcript is spliced from 2 exons. The record is from RefSeq and is a predicted model, not a curated record.